UGUUAUGCUUGUCAAGUCAGGUGAUUUUAUUGUCAUUAUGUUGGCAGUAAUGAUGGAUUGAAAAAACCGCGCAAAGUUUACGUAUUGUUUUGUGAAAUUAAGUUUAUAUUUUUUGCUUCUUAAUCCAUUCAAAAGUUUAAUUAUAACUUCUUUCUAAAAUGCAUUAUGUUCAAAAAUAUUUAGAAAAACUUCCUAUCACAAAAACAAACACGAAAAUAAAUGAUGGAAAAAAAAACAAUAUUUUUCUGUACUGUAAUUAUUACAGCUUUUAUUCACAAAAGGUUUUAAUGGCUCUUUACGAGAAGAAUGUUGAUUUUGAACCAUUACUUGUAGACAUUACGAAAGGAGAGCAAUAUUCUUCUUGGUUUUUAGAAAUAAAUCCCCGUGGGGAAAUUCCUGUUCUUAAAGUUAAACACGAACUUAUACCUGAUUCGACAAGGAUUUUGGAUUACUUGGAAUUUUAUCUGGAUGCAGAUUUGCCCCCUUUAAUUAAUGUAUCCACUGAUAGCAAAGUAUUAAACAACAUCAGCAAAUUUCGUGAAGUUAUAGAGGCUCUUCCAGCAGGUGUUAUAACAGUGGGCUCAUUCUUUCAUCCUCACCUCUGUGGCAGCCCGAAGUUGCCUUUCAUUCUGCCAAUCCGGGAAAUACUCAAAAGUGGAGAUUUAAGCAGUUCUAGAAAUUUGAGGAAAUUGGCAGAAGAAAAUCCGAAUGCCAAGAGUAUAUUAUUGUAUAAAGCUGAAAUACAAGAUCGGAAACAUGAAAUUUUAUCAAGUGAAGAGGAGUACUUGAAGAUUUUAAACAUAGUAGACCAAGUUUUGACACUUAUUGAAGAGCAGUUAAAAACCCAACCUGAAGGUAAUUGGUUGUGCUGUGAGAAUUUUAGCAUAGCAGACAUCAAUCUGGCAGUUCUUUUGCAACGUCUAUGGGAAUUAGGGUUUGAUGAAAAGUUUUGGGCUGAAGGAAAAAGACCACUAAUUGAAAACUAUUUUAAUAGAGUCAGGCAACGUGAAUCCUUUAAGCGAACUAUUCCUAGCUUACCGGUUCACCUCAAGAUGAUAGUGAUGUCACAACCUCCGGCCUACCUUGGUGCUGCAGGAGCUGCAACACUUGCUGUUGUUGUAUCUAUUGUUUAUGUUUUUAAGAAAAUUGUACAGUAAUAAUGCAUAUUGUGCAAAAAGUGAAUUUCAAAAAAGAUAUAUUUAAAACAAUAGUAGUCUUGACUAAUUGAAAAAAAAUAUUAUUUAUAUUCUUUGUCAGAAAUCAUUAGUAAAUCUGUUGAUUGUUUGAACCCUUUUAAUUUAGUAUAUGGAUGCAUAAUUAAUGACAUAUGUUCAAGUUAAAGGUAAUUGACUACUAUAAUUUUUUUGUUUUUUUGUAGGCAAUAAAAUUUCCUUUAUCUAAUAAUUAAACAGUAUUUUGGAAAAUGAUCCACUGAAUUGAUUAUAUUUAAUCAUAGUUAAAGUGUUUACAACAAUAUCAGUAUUAUUAUCAAUAAUAUAAUAGAUUUGAAGUAA
This is a messenger RNA of Manduca sexta (tobacco hornworm), 1514 nucleotides long. RefSeq names its product ganglioside-induced differentiation-associated protein 1 (gene Gdap1). The record is from RefSeq and is a predicted model, not a curated record. Gene Ontology annotation, cellular component: mitochondrial outer membrane. The transcript is spliced from 5 exons. Lineage: Eukaryota; Metazoa; Arthropoda; Insecta; Lepidoptera; Sphingidae. The coding region runs from base 159 to 1157 and encodes 332 amino acids. Gene Ontology annotation, biological process: mitochondrial fission; mitochondrial fusion.